This is a messenger RNA of Pocillopora meandrina, 1659 nucleotides long. The record is from the annotation of a GenBank genome assembly. NCBI's taxonomy places the organism in Eukaryota, Metazoa, Cnidaria, Anthozoa, Scleractinia, Pocilloporidae.
AUGGCGGAUGUGUUGGACGAACAGGAAGAGGUGUUGCAGGAUAUGGAGUGUACGGAUAUGGACUACAGAAAGAUGAGGCAAAGUCAGGAAGCGGUAAUUCAUAUGUUAAUGAUGCACUGAAAAUUUAUUUCAAAAUUUGAUCGAUCCAAGAAAGUUGCACAAAUUCUCGAAGGUACAUUGACAAAUUCUCAAGUUCCCGAAGUUUCUGAGAUGAGACUUGUGACGUUUUAAUUUACGGCUUAAUGUGGCUCUAUAUUCUAGGGGCUCUUCCCUUUGGGUAUCGGUGUUAGUAUUUCUACACCUAGCAGUUUCCUCUUAGCCACUUUUCUCGCCUUUUCCUAUUCCUCUUUUUCCUUCUCGCACUUUCCCAUUGUUUCCAGGAGUCCAUUUGGAGGGAAAACAGCUCUGAUACGUUAUAAAUUCAGUGUUUUCAUCUCACAGACGGGUUACAUCAAGGUAUUUUCAGCAUAAAAGUAACUUAUUUUGGUUCACUUUUCAGUAACAUUCGAGAUAGGGCAUUGCCAUUUCGUUUAAUGCUGCAAUCAAACGUGUUUCAGACCUCUCGCAGACCUUUGUUCCUGACUUUUGAUCUGAGUAUUUCAAUCCUUGCUUUUUGCGCUUUUAGAUGUCUGUUGCAAUCAUGACCAAAGGGAAAAUGAAACAGAAUUGUAUGUUCAGCUCUUUGUCUCGGAAUUUGCAUCUUCUUGAAGGGCAUAUUUAAACUAAAUAUUUUUUUUCAAGGCUGGGUACCGUGAGGGUAUGGAAUCUGGAAAGGAAGCCAAUUUACAACAAGGUUUCAAUGACGGAUUUAUUUAUGGAGCCAGUGUUUCAAGGGAAUGGGCAAAGCUGAGAGGAGUUUUGAGGUAAAACACAUCCAUGCAUCUUAAGAAAAAAUCCUUAAGUUGCUCUUUCUUUUCACUUUUCUCAUUCCUUUUAUUCAUAAAACAGUGCUCUGAUGUUAUUUGUGAGUUCAAAUUCUGUGCAAGUACUUCAUCCAAACAUCACAAAUGAAAUCACAGAACUACUAGCAUUGGUCUGCCAAAUGGAGAACAAGGCUCUAAGUACACAAAAUAUGAAAGAUGCAAUACAGGACCAAAUAAACCCACAGGAUCAAUGUUCUUUGGAAAAAUCAGAAAAUGGAGGUGCCUCUCUGACUCAUCAUAAAGUGGUAACUAAAGGUAGAACUGUAAAUGAACAUGAAUUGUUGGUAGCAUUUGAAAUGCUUGAUACACAAGAUGGUAGUACUAAUGGCAUUGAUGAUUUCAGAAGUAGAUGUGAGCAAAGUGAGAAUGUUGUAGGAAAAAGAUGUUCCAAAGACCCAGCUCUGCCUGAAAAAUUCUUCAACUGUAGCCAAACUCCAGUAGAGACAUUUAAGAUCAAAUGUAAUGACAUGGAACACUUGUGGACUAUGAUUGUCUCAUUAGCUGAUAGACUUGGUAUCAAUAAACAAAAAAUACUUGCAGUGAAAAACAUUUAAUAAAAAUAAUAUUGAUGUAUGAAUACCUUCUAGAUAAUGGCAUGAAAUUAAACACUUUGUAAGGUAUUCAUCUUUAAAAACCCAUUCACAAACAGUACAUUGUAGUGUUCUGGUUUUAAGUGGUUUUAAAACCCUGAGAAAACAGAAAGCCAAGACACAGAGAAACACUAGCUGAUCUGGCC